AUGGCCCAGUCGCGGGAGUCGCAACACGCAUUGCUGCCCGCAGAGGAGGAUUUGGUUACCGUCCAUCCCCAGCAUUCAUGGGGUCCUCUUGGUCGCGCAUUGUCGUCCGAAGACACCGCCUAUUAUUCAACUCUCGGUGAGCCGGGGAGCUUCUCUGAAGAAGUGCUUCGAGAGGUCGGCUUGGGCAUCACCAACUCUGCCGAGGAGACAUAUCCUCCCCGAAAAAGGCUUGACUCGCGAUCGAGCAUCGAGAGCCAAACCACGACGACCCCGGGAUAUCUGAAAACACCGCAAGGAACCCCCGCCAUUUCCGUGCCCCCGGGGAACUGUCCCAGUCGAUCCACCGUCCUUCAAAGGCGAUUCUCCUGGGUUCCAAUCACGAUCUUCAUACUGGCCUUCUAUGCCACUGUUUUCUCGGGCAUCUAUCUGGCCGUAGCAUUCUGGAAGCCGAGAUGGACAACAGUAAGUGCCGAUGGCCCAGUGGCGCCCUCAACCGCCAACUUGCUGUCCGCUUUCUUUGCGAAGACCAUCGAGUUGGCCUAUGUCACAAUCUGCGUUGCAUUCCUGGGCCAAGUACUCAGUCGACGGGCGAUGGUGAAGGAUUCGCGUGGCAUCAGCAUUUCGGAUAUGAGUAUGAGGGCCUGGAUCAUGCAACCUGGCUCAAUGAUCGUUCACUGGGAGACUCUACGACACUCUGCACUCACCUUUCUAGGACUGAUCGCGUUGAUUGCCACCCUUGUGGCCAUGCUAUAUACCACAGCUGCAGAAGCACUGGUCUCGCCAAAGCUUUCAAUGGGUCCAUGGGAAGAUAAGACGCUAUUUGGCAAGGUGUUUGCCAGCUUUGGCAACAUCGAUUAUCUAUCCUUGAACUGCCAGACUCCAAUCACCGAAGCCAUGGAUCCCCUUGCUCGCAAUGACACCUGUCUUCAGUUGGAGCAUGUCGGUCAGGCGUAUCAUAACUACCAACAAUGGCUCUCGAAAUGGAGCAGUGUUAUCGCCAGUGGGAACGAGACGUCUGAACAACUCGGCAAGCGUCCAAAGCCACUGGGCUCUCUAUGGGACAACACCACGAUCACAGGAAGCUGGAUCGAAAUCAAAGACAUGGAAGAACUCUCUUCAAAGUACGGACGAAUGGUGAACAACAUCACCAUGGCCAUGCCUCAUGGGGGGAUUCCAAUCGCCGCCAUGGAUGCGCAAAACGAGAUACGGCAACCGCAAGAGGCCUCGGGUGAGGGUAAAUACAGCAUUGAGGCAUCGGUGCCCUCUCCCACUGUCAAUGUGCUUUGUGUGGGCAUGAAUAAAACCGAGCUUGCGCCAAUGAUCUACUCCGAAUGGCCGAACAGCCAUUUCAAUGCCACCUCAUACAGCGUUUCUCCGCCGGAUGAUAUCCCCCGUAUCCCCUCUUGGCUCAACAAGACAGUCGUCGACGAUCUCUUUGGGUUUGGCGAGAAGUUCGGCCAACGGCCUCCAGUAUUUGGCACAUUACCCGGGGAGAACAACACAAUCCUGAACACAACAGGAGUAUGGCCUACCAACGCCAUCUAUCUUCUCGGCAACACCAGCGUCUCCAAUCCUCCGUACGUGGUGUGCGCGAUUCGCGCCAAGCUAACUGGCGUCUGCUCAACCCGCUAUGACGCCGCCUCAAGCGGCGCCUUCCUGAGCACAAACUGCGAGGACGAUUCCAACCCACUACAGUUCAACCACAGAGACAAAGGCUUCAUCGAAGGCGUAUGGGAAGCAGACUGGAAAAACGUCGCCUCCGAGUGGGCCAGCUCGCUCAGUCUUGGCUCCGGCAUCACAAAUUCGCAAGCCGCCAACGAGCGCCUUCUGAUGCAGAUGAUGCCCGCCUACAACGCAACCUCGCGCGCCUACUACCUCAACCCGGACCUGCCUUCCGUCGGCGAAGCCCUCGCCGUCAUGGCUGGCAGCACGCUGAUCAUGUCCUCUCAGAACUCGCCCUUCGUGCAGGGCUGGAACUACACGGUCCCCGAUGAUAUCCUCCCGGAACCCGUAUACCAGACCUUUGCGGCCGCACUGCAAGCUGUCAGCUAUGCCUCCGGCGGCACCGAGCGCUGGCAGAAUGUCUUCUACGUGAUCCUGCUCUUCUGCUUCCUAACGUCCGCCGUGUGUUUGGGCUUCGUGAUCGUCGAGGCCCGCGGCCACCAGGUCACUGACUUCACUGAGCCGCAGAACCUGUUCGCACUGGCUGUCAACAGUCCCCCGUCAUCGCGGCUAGACGGCGCUUGUGGCGGCGGACCGGUGGGCCGCCAGCUCAAAGAGAGGUGGUACAUUGGUAUGGAGGAGGCGGACGCGCACUAUUACAUUCGGGCGAAACUAGACGGCACGAGCCCGUAUAAUCAUGCCCAGUCGACGGCGUACCAAGGUGUGGGGCAGAUGGACAUGGAAUAUUACAAUGGGAAGCCGCUCAGUCCGGCGGUUGAUGAGUUCCGGCGCGUCUCAAAGAGGGGGUCGAUGUUGUCAAGGUUCUACUGA
This is a messenger RNA of Penicillium macrosclerotiorum, 2493 nucleotides long. RefSeq lists its product as uncharacterized. The record is from RefSeq and is a predicted model, not a curated record. Bases 1 to 2493 code for a protein of 830 amino acids. The transcript is spliced from 2 exons. NCBI's taxonomy places the organism in Eukaryota, Fungi, Ascomycota, Eurotiomycetes, Eurotiales, Aspergillaceae.